Candidula unifasciata is the source of this 6282-nucleotide messenger RNA. NCBI's taxonomy places the organism in Eukaryota, Metazoa, Mollusca, Gastropoda, Stylommatophora, Geomitridae. The record is from the annotation of a GenBank genome assembly.
AUGGAAGAUGUUACAGAGCUGAUAGCAUCAGGAAUGGGUUCUGACUUAGUUCCCAAGGCAGUGCCAAGUCUGUUUGAGCCACUAGAAUCCUUUCUUGAAGAUAAGAGAGGUCAGCCGACUGAACUGAACAUAAUGGAGAGUGAUAUUCUUGCAUUAGCUAGUCAAGUUGGGGAUGAACUGGAGACAAGUGGAGUUGAUGAGUCAAGCAUAGCAGCUGAUUUGUCCUUCUUGGAAGAUGUAGAGACGAAAGAAUCAGGUGAUAAAGAUGAUGCUCUGGCAUUCCUGGUCAGUGGUGGACAGAUGGAAGUGGACGCAGAAGCUCUGGAUAUUCUUGAUGAGAAUCUGAUAUCAAAAGUUGAUAAUUAUUCAGAAGAUGAUGAGGAAUCUGAUUCAGAUGAGGAAAUAUCUGAUGCUGAAAGUGGCAGCAGGAGUGAAAGUGAUGAUACAGAGAAGACUGAUCAGGAUGAAGAUAACAAAGAUGAUGAUAUUGAAGAUGAUGGGGUCUAUGGACAAGUUUCCUUCUAUGAUGAUGAGGCAGCUUCGGGUAACUUAUUAAAUGUUCAAAGUUCACAGAAAACUGAAUCCAAAAAUAAGGUAAAACGCAAAAAGUCAAAGAAAAGGCUUAAAGCAGAAGGGGAAGGUGAUUCUAAGCUAUCCAAGAAAAAGCAGAAACGGAAGAGAAGAAAAUUAGAUGGUGAUAAAGAUAAAAAUGGCGACACAGUUUUUAAAUCAGGCUCUGGUGUGAUGAGACGCAAAAAUAUCAGGUCAAUUCUUAGUGGAAACAGUUUGGAUAAAGAAAUGUUAUCAGCCCAGAAUGAAGAAUUUGAGCGUCAGAAACGGUUAAUGGAGCUAAAGAAAUCUCUUCUGUUGGAGAGUGCUGCAAUGGGGAGUGCAACAGAAUCGGCAUCUCCUGUAGUUUCUGCGUUAACAACCAAUCUUUCGGCGGGUAUCUCAACAACAAAUGAGAAGGAUUCUCAGUUAAAAUCUUUACUGCAGGUUGCUGAAGAAGAGGCUGAAAAGGAAGCAGAAAGGAAACAAGCAGACAAAGAGAUGAUCAAGAUCAAAAAGGAAAUAGUUCCCUUUUCACCUCCAUCAGAUGUAAUCACCUUGAGCAGUGAUUCGGAAAACUCUGAAGGUUUGGAUGAUGACGAGUCUGAUGACGUGGUGAUGGUGCCUAGUGAUGAAAGUGACAGUGAGGAGGAUGAAGAUGAUGGCCCUGAAGAUAUCAAUAAUGGUGGGUCCCACAUCAAUGACACCCUGAACCUGCCGGACACAGACGGAAGAGUUCAAGUCAACAUCGGCCACCCUGCAGAAGAUCCUGACAUUUUCUUGGCACCUCAGAUAGCCCAGGCUAUUAAACCACACCAGAUUGGUGGUGUCCGGUUUCUGUAUGACAACCUCAUUGAAUCUGUUGAACGGCUAAGAACCACGCCUGGCUUCGGCUGUAUUCUGGCUCAUAGUAUGGGGCUGGGAAAGACAAUACAGAUGAUCUCCCUGAUUGAUGUAUUCCUGCGAUGUGCUGGCGGGAAGCGAGUGCUGUGUAUUGUGCCAAUCAAUACUCUUCAGAACUGGCUAGCAGAGUUCAACUAUUGGCUGCCCCCUGCUGAAAGACUGCACCCAGAGGAUGACAUGACCCAGAGCAGGACUUUCCCACUGUUUGUCAUCAAUGACAGUAUGAAAACAACCUCAGCUAGAGCAGCUGUUGUGGAGAAAUGGAGGAGCAGCGGGGGUGCACUGGUAAUUGGAUAUGAAAUGUUCCGCCUGUUGUCCUCAAAGAAAGCUGCUCCAAGCAGAGCAAAGAAUCGAUCCAGGAAAGCCAAACAAGAGGUCAUAGAUAUUGAAGAGGAGGACAAGAACAAAAGUCUCAUGAUUGAUAUGCACAGUGCUUUAGUUGACCCUGGGCCAGACUUGGUUAUGUGUGAUGAAGGUCACCGUAUCAAGAACAGUGGCGCCGCUAUCUCUAUGGCAUUAAAGAGUAUCAAGACAAGGCGACGAGUUGUUUUGACUGGUUACCCCUUACAAAAUAACCUGAUGGAAUAUUGGUGCAUGGUGGACUUUGUGCGGCCAAACUUCCUAGGAACAAAGACAGAGUUCAGCAACAUGUUUGAGCGGCCCAUCAUGAACGGACAGUGUGUCGACAGCACAGCCAUGGACAAGAAACUCAUGAGACAUAGAUCCUAUGUGUUGCAUAAUCUUCUAGAGGGAUUUGUACAGAGGAGAGGCCACACGGUGCUGCAGGUGAAUCUUCCACCCAAAGUUGAGCAUGUGUUGCUGGUUCGCCUGAGCCCCAUUCAGCGCAGAAUGUAUUGUGAAUUUAUGAAAUCUAUUACUGAAUCAGGACUCUCCUCUUGGGCUACCAACAACCCUCUGAAGGCAUUUGCUGUGGGCUGUAAGUUAUCUUACAGACAUACAUACAUGAUUGUCUGUGUUUGUUACUCAGUUCUUACUCAGAUUAUCUCAGUUAUCACAGGCAUACAUGAUUGUCUUGUUUUGUUACUCAGUUAUCUUACAGGCAUACAUGAUUGUCUUGUUUUGUUACUCAGUUAUCUUACAGACAUACAUGAUUGUCUUGUUUUGUUACUCAGUUAUCUUACAGGCAUACAUGAUUGUCUUGCUGAACCUCAAAUGAAAGGCUAUGUUGGUGGCAUUCUAGAAAAUAGUGGCAAAUUUAUGCUGAUGAAUUCCCUAGUGGAAGAAUGUUUGGCCCUCGGUGACAAAGUCCUUAUUUUCAGUCAGAGCCUGUUGACCCUCAACAAAAUGGAAGAAUUUAUGUGCAAGAUGAAAGUGCCUAGAACAGACAUAAACGAGUGUUGGCAACGCAACAAAACAUAUUUCCGCUUGGAUGGCAGCACAUCAGCACAGGAUAGGGAGAAGAUGAUCAACCACUUCAAUGAUCCAGAAAGCAAAGUUUGGGCAUUCUUGUUGUCUACCAAAGCGGGUUGUCUGGGCAUCAACCUGGUUGCUGCUAAUCGAGUCAUCGUUGUGGAUGCAUCUUGGAACCCCUGUCAUGAUUGUCAGGCCAUCUGUCGUGUCUAUCGCUUUGGCCAGGUGAAGAAAUCGUACGUGUACCGGUUCAUCACAGACAACACUUUGGAGAAAAGGAUUUAUGAUCGGCAGAUCAGCAAGCAAGGAAUGUCAGAUCGCAUUGUGGAUGACAUGAACCCAGAAAACAAACUCACACGCAGGCAAGUGGAGAACUUGUUGGAUUUUGAGGAUGAAGAGUUCCCUAUGCUGGAUUUUUCAAAUGCUGCAAGCAAAUACGGCCACGAUUCUGUUAUGCUGAAUGUCUUGAAAAAGCAUGGACAGUGGUUGACUAAGCACCCCUUCACGCAUGAAUCCCUGCUGAUUGACCGGAAGGAGCUGAGACUUUCUAAAAGAGAGAAAAGACUUGCCAAGGAAGGCUACGCUAGGGACAAACGAAUGAAGUUAACGAAUAUACGGCCUCCGGCUGCAGCUUUCUUCCCUCCACAGAUGGGGGGUAUUCCAUACAGAAUGCCUUACAACAACAGAUACAAUUACGCUGCUUUCCAGCGUGCCCCGGCUGUUCGCCCUAUUGCAAGUGUUCGUCCUAUGGUUGUUGCACAUUCUCAGAACAGAGAAGACAAAGCUAAACCAUUUGGUAGCCAGCCUUUGAGGCCAGGGGUCAGCAUUCACCAGGUUAUUACUACCACUGACAUUGUCCUGCCUGGAACUAACACGGGAACUCAGGCUGGUGCUAAUGGGAACAAGAUUGUGGCCGGAGAAAAGAUUAUGGUGAUCAAAACACCCAAGGGGGUGUAUAUACGCACAGAUGAUGGGAAAAUGUUUGCAGUCAAAUCCAAAUCUGGCUCAACUCUUGAAGAUAUCACCAGGUCAUGCAUUUCUACCACCAGCACGGCAACAACGGCAACUCUGAGCUCAGCCAGGGGAAGCCGAGAUUUUCCUGGCUAUGGCACCUCUGCUGCUUCUGGUGGGAAAAGGUCACAAUUUACCAUCGCUGGCAACAAGAAGGGCCUGUCAUUUACUGGAUCAGAAAGUGGUCAUAAUUCUAGGACAUCCGCAUAUGAGAAUUUCACUUCACUAGGUUCUUUGAAACCACAGUUUCUGAAAACAGGGACAGCAGAGUUGAGAUCAUCACCAGCGUUUUCACCCAUUCCAUCACUACAGUUCCCCCUGCCAGCUUCUGGGUCUGGUAAAAACACCUCUCUUGCAGAUCUCAUCGCUAGUGAUGAUUACAUUGCAGACAGAAACAAAAUGAUCAGUGCUGCACAGAUGCAUGCCAGAUCUAAGAUGCCUGGAACUGACCUGCCCUCACUUGCUACGCGAACACCUCGCCAGCUAUCACAUAUUCAGAUGUCAGCAGCAGCAUCUUCUGGUGGUGGUGGUGGUGGUGGCGGCGGCGGCGGCAUGGUAGGACCAGCAAACCACAGGCUGAGAAGAUCUGUGGCUGCAGAACACAACUCUGCUCUGGGCAUGGAUAAGAAGAAUGAAGUCCAGCGGUUUUCGGCCAAAAACACUCUUGCUCAAAACAACAAGCAUGGUGCUGCUGCAGGUGCUGCAUAUUCAGUUCCCAUGACAUCGAACAAAAAGCAAACAUUGUCGCACAUAGAAACACAGGCUUCACACAACUUUAACAGGAAUCUGUCCCACAACAGCCUGAGGGAUACACAGCAGCAGAUCUCCCAGAAUUAUUCGGAUGUGGCUGGCACAUACAAGAGCAACACAGAAACUGGAAGUUCACACAAGUUCCUGACAUCCUCACCGCCAUCAUCUGAGGGGGACACAAACUCACUGGGCAGGGAUCUGCAGGCUGACACACUAACAGUGGGCAGAGAUUUGGUUCAGGAUAGUCUGGGAAUGUCCAGCCAAAGACCCCACUCUGCUGGUUUUGGCCAGAGAUACAGAAGUGGUGAAGCAUCUGCUGACUUGAGUAAAAAUGUCACAGAAGAAGGAAGCAAAGCCCUGCAAAAUACUGGCCAAAAGUUCAACAUGGCUAACACUCAGCGAUUUAGUCCCUACCCCUCAGAUUUGUUCAACCCCUAUUUAGAUUCAACUCAGGGGAAAAGACCUGUACAGAAACAUUUGUCAACAUAUUUGGAUGUUAACGAUUUCCUGCCAUUCUCUUCAAUUCCAUUUAGCCAGAGCGUACCCGCAUCUUUGAAUCAUUUAGAAGAUGAUAUGCAUGAGGCUAGCAGUGUCUACGACUCUUCCAGUUCUAACUCAUACCAGUUUGGUUCAUCGUUUACCCCAAGUAUUCAGCCAAAUGCAACUUUUCCAUCAACAAACAGUUCUAACAAUCCAUCCUUUAGCUAUAGCUCCAACUUUGUUGACAGAGGGUCUGUCAACUCACCCUCUUUUGUGCCUCAGGAUCAUGGUCAGCAAGACUCUCUGCCAUCAAAGAUUAAAACUACUUUCAAUCUGCCAAACAGUAACACUCUUUAUUCUAUGGACAUGCCAUUCGAUGAUGUUUCAUCUCAGGGCCAGCAGCAGAAGUUUUCAACAUCAUCAUCCUCAUCAACAACACCUACUCCUCAGGAACAUGGUCUUGUGACCAUGGACUCCAGCGCUGCGUCACCAGCAUCCAGUCCACGACAUGCUUCAAACAUCUCCGACAGCAUCAACCAUUUUCUGGCUAUAGCCAGUAGCCAAAAGAACAGUGCUGACAACAGAACAAGUAACAGUACUUCCCAAGGAUUCAGAUCUAGCAGCUAUGACAUGCAAGAAUCCGGCCCUACAAAUGACGACUCAAAUGGUUCUAAUUCACUUGGUGGCAGUAGUUUUAGCAUGAUCCAAACUGGUAGAUUCUCACCUGCUCAUUCACGUGGAACUGAUAAAAUUAGAGGUGGUAUAUCAUCUGUUACCACAUCAUCCCAGCCACAAUCAUUCAGAUCAAAGAGAGAACAUGAAAGUUCAGCACCGUACUACAACAGCAAAAUGAGUUUAUUCAACAGCCAAAGUAUGCAAAGAUCGGCUGGAGAUGAUUACGGAAGUAGUUCUGCAUACGAUUCCAAUUACGGUACAUCAGCACAGCCAUUUUCAUCAUCCACAUUGAUGUCCCCUUCAGAGCAACCAAGAUAUUCCCAAGCCUCGCUGAGUUACCCCAGAUUGUCGCCCUUGAUGUCAGGAACUUCCUCGUCUCCUUCACCAGCCCUCCCCAGUGAUGGUGGAUCAAUAUGGCCUUCGUUGUCUGCAGGUGUAAUCGACAGAGAUUAUAAUUACCCACCUCAUUCCUCAAACGUAGGUUUUUCUACAGGGCACAAUCAGACCUUGGGCCAGUUCACAGAUUCAGAAGCUAACCUUUAA